CUCCCUCUCCAUACCUCCGUUUGCGUUUUUACAUGUGAGUGUACCGCAUCUGUAACGGCUCAGCUGUCUUUUGCUUGGAUACGGCGAGAAGAGGAGCGGAAGCACCGGACGCGUGAUGGUUUGUCUGGAUUAGCGCGGGAAGCGCGCGACUGGGAUAAGAUCGCGCUCACACACUUCGUCGACUCAGGAUCAACGACAACAUCUCCGGCCCACUCUGACCAGCCUCUCUCUCUCUCUCUCUCUCUCUCUCUCUCUCUCUCUCUCUCUCUCUCUCUCUCUCUCUCUCUCUCUCUCUCUCUCUCUCUCUCUCUCACAUACACACACACACACACUCAUGGACGAGUGGAUGUUGUGUCCUUAGGCUGCACGUGAGGUGUGAGCGUGUUAGCCAUGGACCUGAAGGAGGGCUGUGGAAGCGAGGCCAGUCGUGAGACCGAGAGCGGAGGCAUGGGGAGCCUGGGAGGCCCCUCGUCUUGGCAGUCCUUUGCCCACCGAAGCACCCUGCAUGGUUUGCGCUUCAUCUUCCCCUACUCUUCCUCCCCUUACCGCUCCACUUCGCGCCGUCUGCUCUGGAGCUUGGCCUUGCUGGCCAGCCUAGUCCUACUGGCUCUGGAGAGUACCGAACGGCUGGCCUAUUUCCUCUCCUACCCCCACGUCACCAGCGUGGAUGCUGUGGUUUCUGGCAGCCUUGUCUUCCCCACCGUCACCGUCUGUAAUUUGAACGCCUACCGUUUCUCGCACCUCACGCAGAAUGACCUCUACCACGCCGGGGAACUAUUGUCCCUGCUGGAUGUGCACCUGCAGAUCCCCGAGCCGCACCUGGCCGAGCCCCAUGUGCUGGCCUUUCUCACGGAGAAAUCCAACUUCACUAACUACCGGCCAAAGCCCUUUAGCAUGCGGGAGUUCAGUGAACGAGUGGGACACGACCUGAAGGAGAUGAUGCUCUACUGCCGUUUCCAGGGCCAGGAGUGCAGCCACCAGGACUUCAAAACGGUGAGUGUCUGCAAGAUGUUUCUUUCACAAGGUAUUUCUUUAAGGGCUCAAUAG
Molecule: messenger RNA, 1047 nt
Organism: Rhinichthys klamathensis goyatoka
Lineage: Eukaryota; Metazoa; Chordata; Actinopteri; Cypriniformes; Leuciscidae
Product: acid-sensing ion channel 2-like
Exons: 2
Coding region: 391-1047 (218 amino acids)
Biological process (GO): sodium ion transmembrane transport
Cellular component (GO): membrane
Molecular function (GO): ligand-gated sodium channel activity
Source: RefSeq, a predicted model, not a curated record